AUGGCACAUGACAUGAAGUGGUCAAAAAUUCAAGUUCUUGGAAAAGGAUCCUACGGAACUGUUUAUUUAGCAAUUACAAACCGAGUCGGUUCCGCUUUCUCCUCUCCUUUUUCUGGCCUGAUAGCUAUCAAGUCAGCGGUUUUUCAAAAAUCUUUAUCGCUUCAAAAUGAGGCCAAAUUCUUACAAGACUUGGUUGACUGCCCUGAGAUUAAUGUUCAUUAUUUUGGAAACGAUUUGAGUGUUGAAAGUGGCGUAGGGUUCUAUAACUUGCAGCUAGAGUAUGCAUCAGGAGGCACCCUUGAAGAUUUAAUCAAGAAAACUGGAGGAAAAUUAGUGGAAUACGAUGUGCAAAGGUAUACUCGGAUGAUUGUUAAAGGGCUUCGCUGCAUUCAUGAAAAAGGUUACGUACAUUGCGACCUGAAGCCAGCAAAUAUUCUUGUUUUUCGUUCUAAAGAUGGUAGAGGCAUCGCUGUUAAGAUGGCUGAUUUUGGAAUAUUGAAAAUUCCGAGAGAGGAGAAUGAUUUUGUGAAGAGAAAGCUUUGCUUUCAGGGAACUCCUAUAUAUAUAUGUCUCCAGAAUCUGUUGCAUUAG
Messenger RNA from Quercus robur (English oak), 591 nucleotides. RefSeq names its product mitogen-activated protein kinase kinase kinase 20-like. Gene Ontology annotation, biological process: protein phosphorylation. The transcript has a single exon. Lineage: Eukaryota; Viridiplantae; Streptophyta; Magnoliopsida; Fagales; Fagaceae. Gene Ontology annotation, molecular function: protein kinase activity; ATP binding. The coding region runs from base 1 to 591 and encodes 196 amino acids. The record is from RefSeq and is a predicted model, not a curated record.